CCUUCCGCACCGGAUCCAAUACCCCUCCACCCUGACCCGCUUCCCUCAUCGAGGAGACCCAUUUCCGGUCCAGAUCCAACCCGACGCUACUUUCUCUCUCUGCUGGUUUCCUUCCAUUCUCUCUUUCUCUUUCCCCAUUGAUUUUUUGAUCAAUUGAAUAGUCGAUGCUGAAACAGAGUACACAUAUCUCGGAUCGCACUUCCCACCCCCCAAACACCCAUUCUUUCUUCACUUGUUUCUCCUACAUUCACUCUCUUUUCUCCAUUUCCCUACAAUUCUCUCUUCACCUUCACCAAUUUAUUUAUUUUUAUUUACUAAUUUUGUAGAGUUUUUCCGCUAAGGAUUCCGUUUUAUUUCUGUUCACAUGAAGAUAUGCGCAGAGGAGAUUAUGACUACUGUUUGAGUCAAUGCAUUGCAUUUUUGAGUCUAGAAAUUUCGAAGAUCGAACCGUUUUUUGACGACCACAAUGGGCGCCUCACCUGCCAAAUUCUUGUUCGGAUUCCUCUUCAUCUCCAUCAUACUAUGGCUUAUUUUCACAUUUGCUUCCAGGUUGUUGACUGGGAUUCUAAGCCGAGUUCUGGGAGCGUCAGUUCAGUUCCGUGUUGGUGGAUGGAAAUGCUUGAGAGAUAUUGUUGUGAAGUUCAAAAAGGGCGCUGUUGAAUCUGUGUCUGUUGGUGAAAUCAGACUCAGUGUAAGGCAGUCCUUGGUCAAACUUGGUGUUGGUAUUUUUUCUAGGGACCCGAAGUUGCAGAUUUUAAUAUACGACUUAGAAGUUGUGAUGAGAGCCCCCACCAAAAGUACUCAGAAAAGGAAGUCCAGGAAAUCGCGUGCUUCUGGUAGAGGAAAGUGGAUGCUCGUGGCUAAUAUGGCACGGUUUUUGUCUGUUGCUGUGACUGAACUGGUUGUAAAGACACCAAAAGCUACAGUGGAGGUUAAAGAACUCAGACUGGAAAUAUCCAAGGAUGGUGCAGCCCAGCCAACCCUCUUUGUGAAGCUGCAUCUAGUUCCUGUUUGGGUUUAUUUAGGUGAAUCACAUGUUACUUCUGAUAUCCCUGGGGGAUCUCUUCCUUCUGGCGAAGCAUUUUCCGGUUUGACAGAACGAACCUCUGCUCCUUUCAACUGUGAAGAUUUUGCACUUUUGUGUGAAUUCGGUCAUGAUAGGGAAGCAGGUAUAGUGGUUAAGAAUGUAGAUAUUACCAGUGGAGAAGUUUCUAUGAUCUUAAGUGAAGAGCUUUUGGUUAAGAAGAAAAGUUCAAUUGGCACAAGCGCUCAGGCUGGUCAAGUUGUAACAGAGGCUAAUGAAGCAAGUGCCACUAAAAAGUCAGACAAAAAACCUGCAGCUUUGGCUAUUACUAAGUUCACUUCUAUAUUCCCCGAAAAGAUUGGCUUCACAUUGCCCAAAUUGGAUGUGAAGUAUGUGCAUCGGGGACAAGGUCUUGUAAUGGAUAGUAACAUCAUGGGCAUUCAACUGAAGAGCACAAAAUCUCGAACUGUUGAAGAUCUCAGUGAAAGUACCAGGCUUGAUAUUCAGUUGGAAUUUAGUGAGAUUCAUCUGCUGAGGGAUGCUGGCAUUUCCAUUGUUGAGAUACUGAAACUUGACGUUAUUUCUUCAGCUUAUAUUCCCCUACAGCCUUCCUCACCUAUCAGAUGUGAAGUUGAUAUUAAGCUUGGUGGUACUCAAUGCAACUUGAUGGUUAGUAGGUUUGUUCCAUGGAUGCAAAUGCAUUUUUCAAAACCAAAGAGAAUGGUGCUUCGAGAGGAAAGUUCUCUUGAAAAGCAACGGUCAUCUGGACAAAGUGCAAUUAUGUGGACAUGCACUGCUUCUGCCCCAGAGAUGACCAUUGUGCUUUACAAUUUGAGUGGCUCUCCAGUCUACCAUGGUUGCUCUCAAUCAUCACAUGUGUAUGCUAACAACAUAUCAACUAUGGGCACUGCAGUUCAUAUGGAACUUGGUGAGCUUAAUUUGCACACAUCUGAUGAAUAUCAAGAGUGCUUGAAAGAAAGCCUUUUUGGUGUGGAGACAAAUACGGGUUCCUUGCUGCACAUAGCAAAGGUUAGCCUGGACUUGGGCAAAAAGGAUAUGGAUACACCUGAAGAUGGUCGCAAGUGUAAAAUGGUUCUCUCCACUGAUGUAACUGGUAUGGGUGUCUACUUGACCUUUAGGCGCCUGGAAUCUUUGGUAUCAACUGCUUUUUCCUUCCAAGCUCUAUUUAAAAGUUUAUCUGGUUCUGGCAAGAAGGCAGCUCAUAACCGGGGUUCAAAAUCAGUCAGUUCAUCAGGGAAGGGGAUUCAACUUGUAAACUUUAAUCUUGAAAGGUGUUCUCUGAAUUUCUUUGGAGAAGUGGGAUUGGAGAACGCAAUUGUUGAGGAUCCCAAACGUGUAAAUUAUGGAUCACAAGGCGGUCGAUUUGUAAUAAGUGUCUCAGCUGAUGGUACUCCUCGCACAGCAGAUAUUAUGUCUACUCUUUCAGACAAGUUCAAUAAGUUGAAGUACUCUGUAACACUUGAGAUUUUCCACCUAGGUUUUUGCAUGAAUAAGGAGAAACGAUCAAUGCAGAUGGAUCUUGAAAGAGCUAGAUCUAUCUAUCAGGAGUUUUUGGAAGACAGCACUCCUAGAACAAAUGUUCUAUUGCUUGACAUGCAAAAUGCAAAAGUUGUCAGGCGAUCUGGUGGCCUUAAAGAGAUUGCUGUCUGUUCUCUCUUCAGUGCUACAGAUAUAUCGGUCAGAUGGGAGCCUGAUGUACAUAUUGCUUUAUCUGAACUUGGGCUGCAAUUGAAGUUACUGGUCCAGAAUCAUAGACUUCAAGUAGAAAAAAACAAAGAAAACAUAUCAAGCAUGACCAAUAAUGAGCAGGAGAAAGACACUCCUGUGGAACCUUUGCAAAUCGAUAAACAGCAGAAAAAAAGAGAGUCCAUUUUUGCCAUUGAUGUGGAAACACUCUGUAUAUCUGCUGAGGCUGGAGAUGGAGUUGAAACAACAGUCAAGGUUCAGUCCAUAUUUUCUGAGAAUGCUCGAAUUGGCAUGCUUCUUGAAGGACUAAUGCUCGAUUUUAAUGAAGCAAGAGUAUUUCAAAGCAGCAGGAUGCAAAUUUCUCGUGUUCCCAACACCUCUGCUACUGCAUCGAAUGGUAAAAUAGAGACAGUCACUGUGUGGGAUUGGGUAAUCCAGGCGCUUGAUGUUCAUGUGUGCAUGCCAUACCGGUUGCAGUUGCGUGCAAUUGAUGAUUCUGUUGAGGAAAUGCUGCGGGCGCUGAAGCUUAUCAAUGCUGCUAAAGCUAAAAUGCUCUUUCCAGUUAAAAAAGAGAGUUCAAAGCCUAAGAAGCCAAGUUUGACCAAAAUCGGACGUGUAAAGUUUUGCAUCCGCAAACUAACUGCUGAUAUUGAGGAAGAGCCGAUACAGGGUUGGCUUGAUGAACAUUAUCAGCUGUUGAAAAAUGAGGCCUGUGAAUUAGCUGUUAGGUUGAACUUUCUUGAUGAACUAAUUUCAAAAGCUGGCCAAAUUUCUGGAGGUACGGAAAGAAAUGAUCCAAUUAUUGAGAGCAAGGUUCAAUUUGAUGGAGAAGAGAUUAAUAUGCAAGAUCCUGAAUCAAUUAAGAAAUUGCGAGAUGAGAUUUAUAAGCAGUCAUUCCGAUCAUAUUAUCAAGCAUGUCAGAAACUUGCACCAUCACCAGGAUCUGGAGCCUGUAAGGAGGAUUUUCAAGCUGGCUUCAAGUUUAGCACAACUAGAACUUCUGUCUUCUCUAUUAUUGCGACAGAGUUUGACUUGAGCCUGACAAGGAUUGAUGGUGGUGAUGCUGGGAUGAUUGAAGUCCUGCAAAAACUUGAUCCAGUCUGUCGUGCAAAUAAUAUUCCGUUUUCACGCCUAUAUGGAACCAACCUUAUCUUGCAUACUGGGUCCCUUGUUGCUCAGUUAAGAAACUACACUUGUCCCUUGUUUGCUGGAACUUCUGGUAGGUGUGAAGGCCGUCUGGUGUUGGCUCAACAGGCAACAAGUUUUCAGCCCCAAAUCCGUCAAAAUGUUUAUGUUGGGAGAUGGAGGAAAGUUUGCAUGCUUCGUUCAGCCAGUGGUACAACACCACCAAUGAAAACAUAUUGUGAUUUGCCCAUUCAUUUUCAGAAAGCAGAAGUGUCAUUUGGUGUCGGUUUUGAACCAGUUUUUGCUGAUGUCAGCUAUGCUUUUACCGUGGCACUUCGUAGGGCCAAUUUAAGCCUCAGGAACCCUAAUCCAGAAGUUCAGCCCCCCAAAAAGGAGAAAAGCUUACCGUGGUGGGAUGAAAUGAGAAACUAUAUUCAUGGAAAUACUACUUUAUACUUGUCUGAGACUAAAUGGAAUGUCCUUGCAACCACUGAUCCAUAUGAAAAUUCUGACAAGCUUCAGAUUUUUUCUGGUUAUAUGGAAAUCCAGCAGUCAGAUGGUCGUGUUUAUAUGACCGCUAAGAAUUUCAAGAUUGUUUUGAGCAGCUUAGAAAGUUUGCUGAAAAAUUCCUGCUCAAAGCAUCCUACUGGCUUUUCUGGUGCUUUUAUUGAGGCACCCAUCUUUACUAUUGAAGUCACAAUGGAUUGGGAUUGUGAAUCUGGGAAUCCACUGAAUCAUUAUCUAUUUGCGCUUCCUAUAGAAGGUGUACCUCGUGAAAAAGUUUAUGAUCCCUUUAGGUCUACUUCUCUGUCCUUGUGCUGGAAUCUGUCACUCAGACCCUCUCUUCCCUCUUCUAAUCACGAGUCACAGUCAUUGGCAAUGAGCGAUCAUGCCUUGCUGAAUGGAGCUUCACAUAAUCCAUUUGCAACAGCAAAUGCCUCUACUGAUUCACCAGUUGUCAAUCUUGGUCCACACGAUUUAGCAUGGCUAUUAAAGUUUUGGAACUUGAACUACCUUCCUCCUCAUAAAUUGCGGACUUUUUCAAGAUGGCCUCGUUUUGGUGUCCCUAGAAUUGCUAGAUCAGGCAAUCUGUCCAUGGACAAGGUAAUGACAGAGUUUAUGUUUCGGGUUGAUGCAACUCCAACGUGUAUAAGACAUAUGCCUUUAGAAGAUGAUGAUCCAGCGAAGGGACUUAUCUUUAAGAUGACAAAAGUAAAAUAUGAACUUUGUUUUGGUCGGGGUAAGCAAAAGUAUACAUUUGAAAGCAAACGGGACACCCUUGAUCUUGUCUACCAAGGUCUUGACCUUCACAUGCCAAAGGCUUAUUUAGAUAAGGAAGCCAGGACAAGUAUUGCAAAAGUAGUUGAAUUGACUAGGAAAACGUCACAAUCUGCAUCAAUGGACAGAGUUCCAAAUGAUAAGACGAAUAGUUUGAGUGCAAGCACAGAGAGGCACCGGGAUGAUGGAUUUUUAUUAUCAUCUGAUUACUUUACGAUUAGAAGGCAAACUCCAAAAGCUGACCCAGAAAGGUUAUUGGCUUGGCAAGAAGCUGGCAGAAGAAAUCUUGAGAUGACAUAUGUCAGGUCUGAGUUUGAAAAUGGGAGUGAAAGUGAUGAGCAUACAAGAUCUGAUCCUAGUGAUGAUGAUGGGUAUAAUGUUGUGAUUGCUGACAAUUGUCAGAGGAUUUUUGUAUACGGUCUUAAGCUUUUGUGGACUCUUGAGAAUAGAGAUGCUGUUUGGUCCUGGGUAGGUGGAAUAUCGAAGGCAUUUGAAACUCCAAAACCUUCUCCUUCUCGUCAAUAUGCCCAGAGGAAGCUGCUUGAGGAGAAUAAGGCAGUUGGUGGCCCAGAAAUGCCUCAAGAUGAUAUAAACAAGUCCACAUCUGUGAGUCCUGUUGGGAGUUCCUCAUCACGACAGCAUUCAGAGUCUUCAAAAUCACAGUCAUCCCCAUCCAAUUCUUUCAAAGGGGAAAAUCCUUUGCCAGGUGCAAGUGUGAAGCAAUCUGAUGAAUCUGAGGACGAUGGAACCCGUCAUUUCAUGGUUAAUGUCAUUGAGCCACAAUUCAACCUUCACUCAGAAGAAGCCAAUGGUAGGUUUCUGCUAGCUGCUGUUAGUGGGCGUGUUUUAGCUCGUUCGUUCCAUUCUGUUCUUCACAUUGGGUAUGACAUGAUUGAACAAGCACUUGGUGGAAGGAAUACUCAGAUUCCUGAGUCUGAACCUGAAAUGACGUGGAACCGUAUGGAGUUCUCUGUGAUGUUGGAGCAUGUGCAAGCUCAUGUUGCUCCAACUGAUGUAGAUCCUGGGGCUGGACUUCAGUGGCUUCCAAAAAUUCGAAGAAGCUCACCCAAAGUAAAGCGAACUGGAGCUUUACUUGAAAGAGUUUUUAUGCCUUGUGAUAUGUACUUCCGCUAUACAAGGCACAAAGGUGGAACAGCAGAUUUGAAGGUGAAGCCAUUGAAAGAGCUUACUUUCAACUCUCGUAAUAUAACUGCAACUAUGACAUCUCGGCAGUUCCAGGUUAUGCUUGAUGUGUUGACUAAUCUUCUAUUUGCCAGACUUCCAAAGUAAGGAUAACUGAUCUCUCUCUCUCUCUCUCUCUCUCUCAGUUACUGCUUUGGCAUUCUGUUUGUUCAUUUUGUUUCAAUUUUUCUGUGUUUAGUCAGUUCAUAAAUUGAGUAAAACUAGUUGUUAUAGAACAUUUAAAUAAUUUGGUGAGCUCUCAAAACAACGUUGAAAUUAUUUGGUCUCUCAAAACAGCGUUGAAACUAUUUGGUCUGUC
Molecule: messenger RNA, 6635 nt
Organism: Coffea arabica (coffee)
Lineage: Eukaryota; Viridiplantae; Streptophyta; Magnoliopsida; Gentianales; Rubiaceae
Source: RefSeq, a predicted model, not a curated record